UUCUGAUGCAUCUUGUGGGUGAUAUCCUAACUGUGUGGAUGCACUAUGGCCACAAGCUCACAAAUGAAGGAAUGAAAGGAGUUGCACUGGAGUAAGGACUGUUUUCAAAACUAGCUGAAGGAUCCCUUCUGUGACUGCGGUUCUUCUUCUGUUUGUGGAAGGAACUCUCAGCCACAAGGACUUUAAUGCAAAAUGUUGGAAAACAACAUUGUGUCUGUUGUGCAUGAGUUUUGGUGUUAAAUUCUUUAAAUGCAAAAGAAUUCAUCAUGUCUUAAUUUUUAUAAGCAAUGUCUUGAGACAUGAGAUUGUUGAAGGCCUUUUUAUUUGACCUACAUGUAAUUUAAUAAUGUACAAUCCCUUAUUGUUUGUUCAAGACUCUUGAUUUUAAUUGUGUGUUCCCUUAAGUUACCAAAUGUCCACACAUUUUCUUUCUGGAACCUUGUUUUGCCACUGAGUAUGGACCCUCCCUGGUUUAGAAUGGCUCCCUACUGCAUAUUGACCUUUCAUGACGGUCCUGCAAUAGUAGUAGUAUAAUCUAUAUUAUUUAUUCUCCUGGGUGUGCCUUGGAAUGUGCGUCCAGUGCCCAGCUGAUUGGCUGGGCGGUGGAGGCACCUGAUUGGCUGAGGCGCACCCAGGAGGAUUGGUUGCUGUGGCAGCGGUGGCAGCUGGCUGCGGAGUCCAGAGGCAGCGGCAGGGCCAGCCCGGCUUCAGAGUUAUCCAGGCCUUAGGUGAACAUCUGAAAUUAAGACAACAAGUUAUUGCUACUGCUACUGUCUACUUCAAGAGAUUCUAUGCCAGAUAUUCCUUAAAAAGUAUAGAUCCAGUAUUAAUGGCUCCAACAUGUGUGUUUUUAGCAUCGAAAGUAGAGGAAUUUGGUGUGGUCUCAAAUACAAGGUUGAUAUCUGCUGCUACUUCUGUAUUGAAAACUAGGUUUUCGUAUGCCUUCCCAAAGGAAUUUCCUUAUAGGAUGAAUCAUAUACUAGAAUGUGAAUUCUAUCUCUUAGAAUUAAUGGACUGCUGUUUGAUAGUGUAUCAUCCCUACAGACCUCUUCUCCAGUAUGUGCAGGAUAUGGGCCAAGAAGACAUGCUGCUGCCCCUUGCAUGGAGGAUAGUGAAUGACACCUAUAGAACUGAUCUCUGUCUGCUGUACCCUCCUUUCAUGAUAGCUCUAGCUUGCCUACAUGUAGCUUGUGUUGUCCAACAGAAGGAUGCUAGACAGUGGUUUGCUGAGCUCUCUGUUGAUAUGGAGAAGAUUUUAGAAAUAAUCAGGGUUAUCUUGAAACUGUAUGAACAAUGGAAGAACUUUGACGAAAGGAAAGAAAUGGCUACUAUUCUUAGUAAGAUGCCUAAACCAAAACCACCUCCAAACAGUGAAGGUGACCAAGGUCCAAACGGAAGUCAAAAUUCUAGCUACAGCCAGUCUUAAGACAUUCCAAAGACAGUCAUUGUGGACCACUUUGAAUUCAGACAUGUUUGGAACUUUCUUAUGUGGACGACAUGGACAUAAGGUUUCCAAAAUGUCUUUUCAGAAAGAACUUGAAGAACGUUUCUGUCAAGCAUAUUGAAAGCUUUUCCUUAAACGCACACCGAUUUGAACUGUGGCGCAAACACAUGAUAACAAAACUUCUCAUCCUCCAAACAAGUCAAAAGACUUGGAUAAAUUCGGGGGUGGGUGGGUGUAAAAAUCACUUCAUUGUGGAGAGAGCUCAGUACUUUGGUUUUGGGAAUUGGGAAAUAGUAAAGAGUUUGGGGAAAUGUGUAAGCCUGGAGCUAGUGAGUAUGAUUCAAUCAUUAUUACCCCCAAUAUUCAUUGAACCACAGGAGGUGGCUUGAAAUGUAUGAGAAAUCCUAAUUUACCAGGUGUAUACUAUAUGAAUGACAGUGGAUAUUGUCUAAGAGGGAGAAUGCAGUUCUUCAGUAAAUGUCUGGGGAAACUGUUCUUUAGGUCUGAGGAAGAAACAUUGCGUUCCUUGACUGAACUUAAAGAAGAUGCUCUAAGCCAGUACCUAUUGGAAUUGGGAAUCAAGGAUACCUCCUCCCCCCCGCCAGUGCAAUAUGUUUAAUGCAAGCUGUAUGGAAGAACACUUCACCCUUUUAAAAUGCUAAACUUUUAAGAAUGUACAAACUAACUACUGCAAGUCAAACUUUGCAAUCUAAUCAAGUUGAAAAGUACACAGCUAAAAACAUAUUUGAGGCUGUGAUUAUGGAUAUGUUGUAUGCGAGAAGUCUUGCCUUCAUUGUAGGGAUGUGCUGAAAUGUGAUUCGGCUGUCCAAAUGGUGGCCACCUCCCUUUAAAUUCAAGGGCUUUCACAGCCCCUUUAGAGUGGAGUAGAGGAGGUUUGUACCUGCUCCUCUUCAACUUGCCGCCAUUCCGGCGCUGCCCCCAGCUAUGCCUGUGUGCCCACCUCCUAGCUGUCCCUGCAUGGUGCCAUCACAGACAGGGCCUCUAUGCAUGCACAGUGGGCAUAGCUGGGGGGAGAACCGGGAUGGUGGCAAACGGAGGAGCAAGUACAGACCUGCUCUCCUCCACUUUAAAGGGGCUGUGAAAACCCUUGAAUUUAGAGGGAGGUGCCCACAAUUCAGACAGCCGAAUCACAUUUCGGCACAUCCCUACUUCAUUGUUGCUAUGAAUUAUGUUAGAGGUUUAUAGAGAAAACACAAAAUAUUCAGAUGAGACUAGAUCUGACUCCACAAUAAAGUAUUUAUUAUAAAUUACUGUAAGAAGAAUUUAAAUAGACAGGCUCAAUGGAUAGGUUCUCUUCAAAAUAUAAACUAGAGGGCCAUAUCCUGUGAUAUUUUCUUGGGCAGACCUUCCACUGAACAUGGGAUUUGGUCCAAAGCCCUUAAAUUUUAAAUGAACAGAUGGUGCAUUGCAUAAUGAAAUAAGUGUUUGCUUCCUACCCUAAAACAAAAUUCAAACAUGUCUGGAUUUCAGUCUAAAGUCUUCUUUUCAUCCCAGAGAACAACACAUUAUACUGGUAUAAAAAAGGAGUGUUGAUUUGAAAAGCCUUGUCAUAUGGUGCUUGUUCUAAAACUUGAUUUAUAAGGGCAGCAUUAUCUGCCUCUACUUGAUCUGUCAUUUAAUUAAGUGUAACCAAAGUGUUUUUGUAUGCAAAUGCUUGGGCUCUUUGCACUUAACUAUUGAAGUUAUUUUUAUAAAGUGUGUUUGGAUACUGUCUAUUACAAAACACUUCUGUGAGGAGUGAUGUGUUCUGGCCUUCUCAUUCCCUUUAUUUGUUCAGCUUAUUUUGAUGAUGCUUCUGAUUUUGUUCCACACCCUUACUAACAUCGGCUGAAGGAAAACCUUGUCCUUAGUCUCUUGGUAGUUAAUUUUGUUCCCUCUUGAUUUGUGAUAUGGACUAGCUGGGUAGGAAUAAAAUAAAUGCAAGUUAACAACUUUGUCUAAUUUUUAUUCCAAAACUUAAUAUGGACUGUGUACGUCAAGAUAUUACACAAGUGUAUAAAAACAAAGAAUAGAAUCCCACUCCACUAAAAAUGGAAGUAGAUUGCCUCCUUGAUUUAACUGUGGUUUGUUGUGAUUAUUGGGUUGUGCAGAUAACGUAGAAGUUGGGCUGUUCUUGGAUUAUUUCUUCCUGCUUGGACAAAAGCUAUGGUUAUAGCUUCACAUAGAUGUCUAGGAUCAGACUGCAAAAAAAUUAAUAUCAACAAUGAUUUUGAUAAAUGCAAGACAAGGCAAUCUCUACAACCCAGAUAAACUUGUGAGCUCGUUCCAUAUACAGCAAGAAUUACUGGGGAAAUUAGCUAAAACUGUUGAAGGCUUUCCUGCUCAUGUCAAAUCACUUGUUUUAAAUAUACAAUGUUCAUCUGAAAUCAUGAUUAAAGAGAUACAAGAAGUUCAUUCCAGUGUA
Hemicordylus capensis (graceful crag lizard) is the source of this 3869-nucleotide messenger RNA. It is a transcript of the gene CCNC, whose product is annotated as cyclin C. Gene Ontology annotation, biological process: positive regulation of transcription by RNA polymerase II. Bases 830 to 1426 code for a protein of 198 amino acids. The transcript has 11 exons. NCBI's taxonomy places the organism in Eukaryota, Metazoa, Chordata, Lepidosauria, Squamata, Cordylidae. Gene Ontology annotation, molecular function: cyclin-dependent protein serine/threonine kinase regulator activity. The record is from RefSeq and is a predicted model, not a curated record. Gene Ontology annotation, cellular component: nucleus; mediator complex.